This is a messenger RNA of Helianthus annuus (common sunflower), 426 nucleotides long. Its product is annotated as alpha/beta-gliadin clone PW1215-like. The record is from RefSeq and is a predicted model, not a curated record. Bases 1 to 426 code for a protein of 141 amino acids. Lineage: Eukaryota; Viridiplantae; Streptophyta; Magnoliopsida; Asterales; Asteraceae. The transcript has a single exon.
AUGGGUGGGCCCUCGAAUGUGGCACCGGAGGUUGAACCUCCGCCAGCUUCUUAUGCACCACCUGAGCUGCCUAUGGGUUUUGAUAACCCAAUCCCAACUUACCCAGGUUCUUCUGGGUAUAAUCCUUUUGAAAACCCAUCGGGGUACCCCUCGGACUAUGUAUCUCAAGACCCGUACCUUACGGCUGCGCAAUAUCACCACCUUUACCCUUCUUCUUACCCUCCGGUUCUUCCAACUGGAUAUCCAGUACCGGGUUAUCAGUACCCACCGUACCAACAACCUCCUCCUCAGCAGCAGCAGCAGCAGCAGACUCAGGAAAUCCUGGAGAGGUUAGAUAGGGUUGAGCACAAGGCUAGGAAAAACAAGGAGAAGCAUAAUAGCUUUAUGAAAGGCCUUGCAAACCUUAUCAAAGGGAAGAAGAUGUAG